This is a messenger RNA of Populus euphratica (Euphrates poplar), 873 nucleotides long. RefSeq names its product hevamine-A-like. Lineage: Eukaryota; Viridiplantae; Streptophyta; Magnoliopsida; Malpighiales; Salicaceae. Gene Ontology annotation, cellular component: extracellular region. The record is from RefSeq and is a predicted model, not a curated record. Gene Ontology annotation, biological process: carbohydrate metabolic process. The transcript has a single exon. Gene Ontology annotation, molecular function: chitinase activity. Bases 1 to 873 code for a protein of 290 amino acids.
AUGCCAUUCCUCCUCUUAGUAAUGUUACUGCUAGCAACGGGUUCAAAUGCAGGUGGCAUCGCUAUUUAUUGGGGCCAGAAUGGAAAUGAGGGUACCUUGGCAGAGACUUGUGCCACGGGAUUAUAUGAGUUCGUUAACAUUGCUUUUCUUUCCAGUUUUGGUAGCGGUCGUAACCCAAUGAUGAACCUUGCCGGUCACUGCGAUCCAUACAGUAAAGGUUGCACGGGCUUAAGCUCUGACAUAGAAUCAUGUCAAUCCAAAGGCAUUAAUAUGAUGCUUUCUAUCGGAGGAGGUUCCGGAAGCUACUCCCUGGCCUCCUCUGAUGACGCAAGACAGGUCGCCACUUAUAUCUGGAACAACUUCCUGGGUGGACAAUCCUCAUCCCGUCCGCUCGGCCCUGCUGUUCUAGAUGGAGUUGACUUUGAUAUUGAAGGAGGAACAGACCUGUACUGGGAUGAUCUUGCAAGGUACCUUUCAGCAUACAGCAAUCAAGGAAAAAAGGUGUACCUAACGGCAGCACCCCAGUGCCCAUUUCCUGAUGCGUCUGUAGGAAAUGCCCUCAAAACAGGUCUUUUCGACUAUGUUUGGGUCCAGUUCUACAACAACCCUCCAUGUCAGUACACAUCCGGUGAUGUUACCAAUCUCGAAGAUGCAUGGAAGCAAUGGGUUUCAGACAUUCCAGCCACUGUGUUUUUCCUAGGAUUACCUGCUUCUCCUGAGGCAGCAGGAAGUGGUUUCAUUCCUGUACCUGAUUUAACUUCCAACGUGCUUCCAGCCAUCAAGGGGUCUGAUAAGUAUGGUGGUGUGAUGCUGUGGUCCAAGUACUAUGAUGAUCAAAGUGGAUACAGCUCUUCCAUCAAGGCCGAUGUCUAA